Malassezia vespertilionis is the source of this 2328-nucleotide messenger RNA. It is a transcript of the gene FUM1, whose product is annotated as fumarate hydratase. Gene Ontology annotation, biological process: fumarate metabolic process; malate metabolic process; tricarboxylic acid cycle. Gene Ontology annotation, cellular component: mitochondrion; tricarboxylic acid cycle heteromeric enzyme complex. The record is from RefSeq and is a predicted model, not a curated record. Lineage: Eukaryota; Fungi; Basidiomycota; Malasseziomycetes; Malasseziales; Malasseziaceae. Bases 1 to 2328 code for a protein of 775 amino acids. Gene Ontology annotation, molecular function: RNA binding; fumarate hydratase activity. The transcript has 7 exons.
AUGGCAACAACGCAAGGGAGGCAUGCGCCAAGCGCGCAUGUAAGAGCGGAGCCAAGCGAGACACUGUAUAUCCACAACCUUAAUGAGCGCGUUAAAGUGCCCGUGAUGAAGCAGACGCUAGAGGCGCUAUUUGGCCUUUACGGCAAGGUGCUUUCCGUCGUUGCACACGCCAACCUGCGAAUGCGCGGCCAGGCAUUUGUGAGUUUCAAAAACAAGGAAAUAGCAACAAAAGCAAUGAAAGAGGUCCAAGACUUUCCACUGUAUGGAAAAGCAAUGCGUAUCGCAUUUGCACGCACCAAAUCGGACAGUGUCGUACAGCACGUAUCUGGCCCCCCAGGAUCCACAGAAGCAGAGACGGCACUCGAGGUAUUCCAAAAGCAGCGGAAAGAGCAAAAACAAAUUACGCGGCGUACAAAUAUCCACCGGUAUCGCGAGAUGCUGCGCAGGCAAAAAGAGACGCGCGAGGGUGUACCUGCCCCAGGUACGAUGGCGCGCAAGGCGACGUCGCUGGCGCGCGUACAAGCGAACCAGCUUCCCGACGAAUAUCUUCCGCCGAACAAAAUUCUUUUUUUGCAGCAAAUUCCGAAUUACAUUGCAGAAAAGGAGCUAAAGGAGCUAUUUGGCGCGUACCCGAAUCUCAACGAAGUGCGCAUGGUGCCUGGCAAGGGAGACAUUGCAUUCAUUGAGUACAACGAUAUUCCUUCUGGCGUCACCGCGCGUGAAGCAACGAAUGGACACGCUUUUCCUAAUGGAGAGCGCCUCAAAGUGUCCUAUUCGCAGACCCAUGAGGAUCUCAUGUCCGCCUCCCGCACGAUCUUUAACGCUGUGCCCAAGGUCUUGAUGCGCCUGCCUGCUUCGAGGACUGCGCACUCUGUGAUGCGCAUAGGCGCUGUCCGCACUCUGGUUGGUUCUCAAGUUGGCGCCGGCAAAGUGCGCAAAGAGCGCGACACCUUUGGUGAUCUUGAAGUGCCUGCUGACAAGUACUGGGGUGCACAGACCCAGCGCUCUUCGAUGAAUUUCAAGAUUGGUGGCGCCACGGAGCGCAUGCCGAUUCCGCUGAUCAAGGCAUUUGGUGUGCUCAAGAAGGCCGCCGCGGUCGUGAACAGCAGGUACGGCCUGGAUCAGAAACUUGCUGCCGCAAUCAGCGAUGCCGCCGAUGAAGUCAUGCUUGGAAAGCUCAACGACCAUUUCCCUUUGGUCGUAUUUCAGACUGGCUCUGGCACGCAGACGAACAUGAAUGUGAACGAGGUUAUUUCGAACCGCGCCAUCGAAAUGCUCGGCGGCGAACUCGGCUCCAAAACGCCCGUUCACCCGAACGACCAUGUGAACCGUAGCCAGAGCAGCAACGACACGUUUCCCACUGCGAUGCACGUUGCUGCCGUGAUGGAGAUUACGCAAAACCUAUUGCCCUCGCUCAAGAAGCUGCAAGUUGCACUCGACGCCAAGCGCUCAGAGUUUGACAGCAUCAUCAAGAUUGGCCGUACCCACUUGCAGGACGCCACACCGCUGACGCUUGGCCAGGAGUUUAGCGGCUACGUGCAGCAAAUGGAGAACUCGAUCUCGCGUGUCAAUGACGUGCUCCCCCGUCUGCGCAUGCUUGCGCAAGGCGGCACUGCCGUCGGCACCGGCCUCAACACGUUCAAGGGCUUUGACACUGCCGUUGCCGCUGAGAUCACCAAGAUCACCGGUGAGGAAUUUGUCACUGCGCCAAACAAAUUUGAGGCUCUUGCGGCGCACGACGCGAUGGUCGAGGCGUCCGGUGCGAUGAACACGAUUGCGGUAUCGCUGAUGAAGAUUGCCAACGAUAUCCGCUACCUUGGCUCCGGCCCCCGCUGUGGACUUGGCGAACUUUCUUUGCCGGAGAACGAGCCGGGCUCGUCGAUCAUGCCGGGCAAAGUCAACCCUACCCAGUGCGAAGCAUUGACCAUGGUCGCUGCGCAGGUGAUGGGCAACAAUGUCGCCGUCAGUGUCGGUGGAUCCUACGGCCAGUUUGAACUUAAUGUGUUCAAGCCCGUGAUUGCAAAGAACCUCUUGUCCAGCAUCCGCCUUUUGGCCGAUGGUGCGGAGAGCUUCACCGACCACUGUGUCCUCGGUAUUCAGGCAAACCGCAAGCGCAUCGACAGCUUGUUGAACGAGUCGCUGAUGCUCGCCACCGCGCUCAAUGCACGUCUCGGAUACGACAAUGUGGCCAAGGCUGCCAAAAAGGCACACAAGGAAGAUCUCACGCUCAAGGAGGCCACUGUGGGCCUUGGUCUGCUUACUCCGGAGGAGUUUGACGAGCAGGUCCGUCCUGAGCUCAUGCUCGGCCCCGACGACCCGCCCAAGUAG